UUUUGGUUAUAACCAAAAAAUAUUUUUGUGGGUGACGUUUGAUGUUAGAAUCUUUUUAGAUUAUUCAACGCAUGAUUUGAUUGUUACUUGAUAUUUAUAUGUUUUACAUAUUAUAUUAAAAAAUAUUAAUAAAAUGGAUACGAUAUUUCAUGAAAAGCAAGAAGGAUUUUUAUGCGCACAACAUUGUUUAAAUGCACUUUUACAAGGUCCGUAUUAUAAUGCUGUAGAUCUUGCUAGUUUAGGUCAUCAAAUGGAUGAAGAAGAAAGGAUAAGAAUGGCAGAAUCUGGUGUUGACAGUGAAGAUUAUAAACUUUUUCUAGAGGGCAUUAAUUAUUUUGCUUAGCAACCAUCAGGAAACAUGGAUGACAGUGGCUACUUCUCAGUUCAAGUAAUUAGUAGUGCAUUAAAAGUUUGGGGAUUAGAGUUAAUUCCAUAUAAUAGUACAGAAUCUGCAGCUAUAAUGGCACAGAAUGACCCUUUACAGAUGAAAGCAUAUAUUUGUAAUUAUAAAGGUCAUUGGUUUACUAUAAGAAAGAUUGGAAAGCAAUGGUUUAAUUUAAAUUCAGUAUUAAGUGGACCAGAACUUAUAUCGGAUACUUAUCUUUCUAUGUAUUUAGCUCAGUUAUUACAAGAAGGUUAUUCUAUUUUUAUUGUUAUUGGUGCACUUCCACAAUGUCCUGCAGAUGAUAUUCUUAUGAAAAAUCCAAUAGAACCUAUGUCAAAAGGACAAACAUCAUUAAAAACAAAAACAAAAGGUAUAAGUAAUAAUAUAAUAUCAAAUACAUUUACCAGAGCAUUAUCUAAUAAAGAAAAAAUAUCAACAAGUAAACUACAAGAGAAAAUAAUUCCCAUAAAAAUUGAAAAAAAUGAUGAAGAAGAUGAUGAAAAUGCAGAAUUACAAAGGGCACUUCAAUUAAGUUUUGAAGAGAAUAAAAGAAAUGAUGUAGAUAAAUAUCUUAAAUUAAGUUUAGAUUUUCAUGAUUACAAUAAAAAAACAUGUGGGACUGAUGAUGUAGAUGAGGAUGAUGAUUUAAGAAGAGCUCUUCAAUUAAGUUUAGAAUGUGCUACGGCUCCAUCAACACCAGAAUCUGAAGACUUACAUUGGCAUCAAUUAAAUCACUUUGGUACAUAUUCAAGGACGUCAAAUGGAGAAACUUCACAAAAAUUGAAUAUUUAAUAAUAUGUGCAAAAAUAUUUUUAAUAUUAUUAUUAAAAUAAAUUUUAUUUGUAAAUUAUAAAUAAUUAGUUACUUUGUGUGUAGUAUGAAUAAGUAUUUCAAAAAUAAAUGUAUAAAUAAAAGA
Molecule: messenger RNA, 1301 nt
Organism: Apis mellifera (honey bee)
Lineage: Eukaryota; Metazoa; Arthropoda; Insecta; Hymenoptera; Apidae
Product: ataxin-3
Exons: 6
Coding region: 359-1177 (272 amino acids)
Biological process (GO): protein deubiquitination
Cellular component (GO): nucleus
Molecular function (GO): cysteine-type deubiquitinase activity
Source: RefSeq, a predicted model, not a curated record